UAGUGUGACUAUUGGGGUUACACGAUUCAGCUAUACAUCUUUACUCGGCUGGUUAAUUAAAUUCGGCCGACGAUAUAGUUAGAAGAAACAUAAACAUAUUUAACCCAAAACAAAUUUAUGAAUAUUACAUUAUUGAUCAAAUUGUGAGUUUGAUCGUAACCAAACAGCUAGAAGGAUGUCGGUGCGUGCUGUGGCACGGCCAUUACCGUUGAACUCUCUUCAUAUUCCCUCCGACCAACUGCUACGACAAGACAUUUCCCAUCUCAACUCCCUCAUCACCUCCCAUGUCCGCCGUGGUGACCCUUUCUCCGCCUGGAGCCUCUUCCGCUCUCUCCGCCGUCUGCGUUCAGACAUCGAUGCACAUACCUUCACCCCUCUCCUGCGUCCAUCUCCUCUCUUACUCGUCCCCCAACUCGGUAAACAUCUACAUGCCCAGAUGGUUAGAACCGGUGCGGAUUCUGGGACCGUGGCGAAAACCGCACUGUUGAACAUGUAUUCACGAUAUGGGUCUUUGAGUGAGUCCAUCAAGGUGUUUGAUGAAAUGGGUCACAGAGAUGUUGUUGCUUGGAACGCUUUGCUUUCGUGUUAUUUACGGUGGGAUCUUCCUGGUGAGGUGAUUGGUGUUCUCAGGGAAAUGGGGAGGGAGAAUGUUGAGAUCAGCGAGUUUACUUUGUGUUCAGUGUUGAAAUGUUGUGCUUCUUUGAAGGCGGUGGAGCUUGGUAGGCAGGUUCAUGGUUUGGUGGUGUCUAUGGGGCGUGACUUGGUUGUUUUGAGCACUGCUCUUAUUGAUUUUUAUUCCGGUGUCGGGCGUGUUGAUGAUGCUUUGAAAGUUUUCUCUAGUUUGAAGGGUUGGAAGGAUGACAUGAUGCAUAAUUCAUUGGUUUCUGGGUGUAUUAGGAAUAGAAGGUAUGCUGAGGCAUUUGAAGUUAUGAGCUUGGUGAAGCCCAAUGCUGUUGCACUCACUAGUGUUCUUGUGGGUUGCUCUGAGAAUUCGGAUUUGUGGGCAGGGAAACAGAUACAUUGUGUUGCUCUUCGUUGGGGUUUUACUCUUGAGACCCAACUAUGCAGUGCCCUGUUGGACAUGUAUGCGAAAUGUGGGAAUAUUUCGCUUGCUCGGUCACUGUUUGAUGGAAUCUGCCACAAGGAUGUUAUUUCCUGGACUUGUAUGAUUGAUGCAUAUGGAAGACAUGGGCAUGGGCAUGAAGCUGUUGAGCUGUUUCGGAAGAUGAGGGAGGAUGGAAGCAAGGUGUUGCCAAAUUCUGUGACUUUUUUGGCUGUCUUAUCAGCUUGUGAUCACUCUGGACUAGUGGAGGAAGGCAGAGAGUGUUUCAAUUUGAUGAGGGAGAAAUAUGGUCUUGAACCAGACCCGGAGCACUAUGCAUGCUUCAUAGAUAUCUUAGGACGAGCUGGUAAUAUAGAAGAAGUAUGGUCUGCAUAUCACAACAUGAUUGAGCAGGGUACUAGGCUUACUGUGGGAGUGUGGAUAGCAUUGUUGAAUGCUUGCAGUCUCAAUCAGGAUGUUGAAAGAGGUGAAUUUGCUGCAAAGAAUCUCUUGCAGUUGGAACCCAAUAAAGCUAGCAAUGUCGUGCUUGUAUCCAAUUUUUAUGCAGCCAUUGGUAGGUGGGAUUGCGUUGAUGAAGUGAGAAGCAUCAUGAGGACAAAAGGAUUGGUCAAGGAAGCUGGGAAUAGCUGGAUCAGUAGUGAUGUGGGAUUCAAUCUACAUGCCAGGUCACUAACUGCUUGAUUGUUCACCUUGACAAUUGGUAACUAGAGAUUUUCCUGCUACUGGGUGAUUCCUGCAGGAAGGACAAUUGACCCAGACAAUCGGAGUGCGCACUUCGAUCCACUCUGCGCUUAGGAAUUCGAGUGACAUUGACUGAACUUGGGACGCUUCGAGCCUUCGAUCUCUUCAUAUACGAAGAGAUACGAAACAGACCAAGGGACACACUAUCUAACCUAACCCCUAUACACUAUAUAUUCUUGGUAAUUUGAGCGUUAGAGUGUCUUCCGCCAGCAGAAUGCAUCACAUUCACACGAACGUCGGAUGAGCAGCUACUAAGCAUGAAGCAACCUCCAAGCAGGGAGCAUCACCACCAUUGUCACCACUAUAUAUGAAGAGUUACACUCGACUUGUAGUUAAUAAUUGAGUGAAGCUAUUCUGUGCGAAGAAUUAAUGCAAAAACAAAGAGGAAUAUGCUUUCAACCAAUCAAAUUGGUUUUACAUUUCGCCGAAUAAUCUUCGUACUAAUUAGGAUUUUCCUUAAUAGUUAAUUCCUUUAAUUAAACUAAUUUACUUUGUUUUCCUCUUG
This is a messenger RNA of Lotus japonicus, 2309 nucleotides long. RefSeq names its product pentatricopeptide repeat-containing protein At5g66500, mitochondrial. Gene Ontology annotation, biological process: RNA modification. The transcript has a single exon. The coding region runs from base 176 to 1744 and encodes 522 amino acids. Gene Ontology annotation, molecular function: protein binding; RNA binding. Lineage: Eukaryota; Viridiplantae; Streptophyta; Magnoliopsida; Fabales; Fabaceae. The record is from RefSeq and is a predicted model, not a curated record.